This is a messenger RNA of Gymnodraco acuticeps, 3950 nucleotides long. RefSeq lists its product as uncharacterized. The record is from RefSeq and is a predicted model, not a curated record. Bases 1298 to 3463 code for a protein of 721 amino acids. The transcript has 2 exons. NCBI's taxonomy places the organism in Eukaryota, Metazoa, Chordata, Actinopteri, Perciformes, Bathydraconidae.
UGGCGCGGGCUGUGGUUCAACUUUGCCUUUAGCAGAUGUUUUGUCUGUCACAUCAAUCUGUCAGCUUCCAUCUCCUCCUCAGUUCAGAAGGUUUUGAGGAACAUGGCGUAUUGGCGGUGUGUGAUUUGCUUUGUUUUUUUUGCGUUAACAUUGAAGUCUCUGCUGAGCCAUAUUAACAAGGCACAUGGCCGCAGUCCAGAUUUCCGUGUUGUAUGUGGAAUUAAUGGAUGUACCGAAGAAUACAGAGUUUUCAACUCGUUCUACUACCACAUCAGACGUAGACAUGCUCUGUAUUUUGAAAAUGGAAGCCCGCCUUCUGGGUUGAUGACAACUGCACCCGAACCAUCUAGAGUUGGACUUGAAGAUUUUGAUAUGCCCAUUUUUUCUGGUUGUGCCACCGCGACACGAGGGAUGCAAAGGACCAACAGUCAAGUCAGCACAUGUGUCCCUUCACAGCAGGAGCAACAGCUUGAGGAAUUCCCGAUUCAACCUCCUGAUCAGGUAAGAUGCAGUGUUGGGUAAGCUACUUUGAAAAUGUAGUGAGCUAAGCUACCAGUUACUCCAGCUACCAGUGUAGCUUCACUACACAGAAGCUACCAACCAGUCAAAUGUAGCAAGCUAAGUUACACAAACACCGCAAAAGUAGUUCACUACAUGUGAAGCUACUUUAAUGGUGCCUUCACGUGCUAUGGGAAGGAUGAUCCUUUUCAUUUGUGAAUUGGUAAUUACGAGUGCGUUGUGUUCACGUGCUUUUGUUGUCGUAGUGAAAUAACCCUAAUUUGUGUAUGUCAUAAAGGGGGGUCUUAUAUGGGUUUCUUUAUUUUUACUCUGGAAAUCUUUUAAUCUGGACUUUGCUAUAUAAAUACUAAUUAUUAGUAUUAUUACUACACUAGUUGGCUACUUAUCUCUACUUUAUGCUGUCCAAUGAAAACUUAAGCAGUAAAACAAUGAUUGAUUGAUGAUUUGAUCUUCCUCUUGCCUCUCAAAAAUAGAGGAGGAGCAACCUCCUCUGCCUCUAUGGACCAGCCGCCACUGGUUGAAAUAGCAAUUUUCACUAGCCAGAACACAGGACCUUCUUCCUGUAAUUAUUUUCACAGACACUAUUUAAAGAAGACAUAUUGGACAGGGGCUGCUGGUUUAAAAGCCAUAUCUUACAUGAUAACAUUACUCAAACAUACAACACUUGAGUUAACUAGUCUUUCUUCUAAUUGUGUAAUAUUACUAUGAAUCUGUCUCCAGGAAGAAGCUGAUACAUCUGGCGGAAAUCUUUCCAGACGUGCAGUUGCAUUUGCCAUCAAUGUCCGUGAAAAAUGCCACCUGUCCCAGGAGUAUCAACGAUAUUGUCUCUGGGGUCCAACAGUAUCAAGCGGCUCUUCUGGAUACCUUGAGAGACAAAAUGAAGAGGGUCUUCGAGAGUCAUUCAGGGAGUACGGCGCAGCUCCAAGAGGAAGCAUUGGCAACAUUUGAUAAUUUUCAGGAUCCUUUCACCCUAAUGGCCACCACAUACAUGCAGGAUAGCACCAUUCAGAAUCUUUUUAACCCAGUGAAACCAGAGGAAAUACUUGUGUCUCAAAUAGUUUGUAGAGUUAAAAAGGGAGACUCAAGAGUUCUUGUAAUCAAAAACAAAAGUUUUUACUAUAUACCCCUAAUUAAUAGUCUACAACAGUUGUUGUCCAACUCCAGAAUCUUUGAUAUGAUCAACACUGCACCACAAAGCUGCAACAAAGAUGGGUUUUUGUAUGACAUUGUUGAUGGGAGUCUUUUUAAAUCUCACCCUCUGUUUUCAAUAAAACCUACUGCUUUGCAGCUGAUCUUGUACACUGAUGAAAUAGAGAUAUGCAACCCCUUGGGGUCACAUGCUUCUGUAAACAAAUUACUGAUGGUUUAUUAUACUCUAGGAAACAUAGACCCCAAGUUUAGAUCGAAGCUUGCAGCAAUUAGACUCCUUGCUAUAGCAAAAGCUAAUGAUAUUGACCAGUGUGGUGUUGAUGUUGUAUUAGAACGAAUUGAUAAAGACUUAAAAUUGCUGUACAAUGGUGUCAAAAUACAAACACAGAAUGGUGAAAUGGAUUUAUUUGGUGCUUUAAUUUCACUAUGUGGUGACACACUUGCGCAACAUGAGCUCGCUGGCUUUAAGGAAGGAGUUGGUUUUGCAUAUAGCAAGUGCAGGCACUGUGAAUGUACCUUUGAGGACAUGCAAAUCAAUUUUGAUGAACAAUGUUUCACUAAAAGGACAGUGGAAAAGCACAUUAGACAGUGCAUUGAAAUAGAAAGGGCCAGCACAGAGUUCUUGAAAUCUGCCCUUAAAACCACCUACGGAAUAAACAGAAAAAGCAAGCUGGUUGAAUUUCCAGCCAUUGACCUCAUUCAGCAAACUCCACAGGACAUAAUGCACAUCAUUCUUGAGGGUAUUGCACCCAUGGAAAUUAAGUGUGUGUUAAAAUACCUUAUUCUGUCAGGACAAAUGGAGUUGGACAUUUUCAAUUCAGCCAUGCAGAGUUUUCCUUUUUCAUCUAUUGAUGUACGAGACAAGCCCUGUCCUGUCAGUGUCAAUACCUUGUCAUCUAAUGAUAACAAACUUAAACAGUCUUCUGGGCAAAUGCUGAUAUUGUUAAAGAUCAUGCCUUUUCUGUUGAACAAUAUGAAGGGAAAUAUUUACGUUAAGUUUAUUUUGGAAUUAAUUGAGAUAGUUCAAAUAGUUUUUGCGCCUGUCAUAUCUCUGCAAACUGUAUUAAGACUUAAACAAAUGAUUGAGCAGCAUCUAAAACAGUUUAAGCAACUUUUUCCUGACAAAAAUGUAACGCCUAAGCAACAUUACAUGUUGCAUCUCCCUACCCAAAUUCUUUCUCUGGGUCCUUUGACAAGGCAUAUGUGCAUGAGAUUUGAGUCAAAGCACUGUUUUUUUAAACAGUGGUCAUCUAAAUUGAACUUCAAAAAUGUAUGUAAAUCGUUGGUGAACCAUAACCAGCUUCUCGAAUGCUGUCAAAAUGAAAUGGGCAUUGAGCAUCCAAUAUUUUUACAUGAGAAAGAAUUGGGCCCCGUCUCAGAAGUGACAAAUAAAGAGUACAUCACAGCAAAGAUUAGAGAUUUCUUGGGGAUUGAUGGCAUACAACAUGCAAUCUCAGUCAAGUGGCUUAUUCUUAAUGGUAACAAGUACAUCAGCGGAAAGUCUCUGAUAAUAACUAAUGCAAAUGAUACAGUACCUAUCUUUGGACUUAUAAAAAACAUUUAUGUCAUAGAUUCUUCAUUGUAUUGCUUUGAACAUCAGCUUUAUGAAACUGUCUGUUUUAACAAAGAUUUAUUAGCAUAUGAAGUCACUAUACCCAAUCUUGCCCAAGCAACAGAGUUGAUAGAUGCAGAAAAGCUUGUUGACUAUACAUCCUAUUAUUCGAUGAGUUUUGAAAACAGUGUGUAUAUUUUGAUCAAAUAUAACCUUAGGGAUGUCAUUGCACUUAAAACCUAAAUAUGAUGAUCAUUGAAUGAGCAUUGGAAGGUUAUACCUGUGUAUGCAACAUGAUAAUUUGAGUGAAAUCUAGUUUAUUGAGAUAACACAGGAAAAUGUGUAGGAAGUGUUUGUUUUUUUUAAAUGUCUUUUUUACUAUUUUAUUAUUGUUAUCUGUCAUAGAGUACGGUUACCCUUUUUUUGUCUAAUUUUGUCUAAUUCUGCCAAAUACGGAUUUAUUUGUGUUGUUGUAUUGACUGUUUAUUUACAAACAUGUGUUGGGAGAAAAAACAUUAUAAAGUAAUGCACUGCUGUAACGUUAUUUUUCCUGCAAAAUAGUAUAGUCAGGGAAUUUUGCUUUUGGAAAGUAUGAUUAUUAUUAUUUCUACUUUUGUUCUCCUUGAAAUGAAAGUUCAUUGAAUGAGCAUUGUAAGGAUGUGUAUAUGAAGAGCUGAUACAGUUGAUAGGGGUUACAGUUAGAUUAUCUCAAUGUGAUUGACAAUGCAAU